Malassezia restricta is the source of this 1449-nucleotide messenger RNA. RefSeq names its product lysophospholipid acyltransferase. The transcript has a single exon. Lineage: Eukaryota; Fungi; Basidiomycota; Malasseziomycetes; Malasseziales; Malasseziaceae. Gene Ontology annotation, cellular component: membrane; endoplasmic reticulum. Gene Ontology annotation, biological process: glycerophospholipid biosynthetic process; lipid modification. Gene Ontology annotation, molecular function: 1-acylglycerol-3-phosphate O-acyltransferase activity; 1-acylglycerophosphocholine O-acyltransferase activity. The coding region runs from base 1 to 1449 and encodes 482 amino acids. The record is from RefSeq and is a predicted model, not a curated record.
AUGGCGUCUGCGGUCUUUGUGCGCCUGGCGGACCUGCUGGGUCUGCCUGUGGACUAUGCCAAGUUGGCAGCGUGCCUCGUGAUGUCGUUCGUGCUCAGUCCGAUCCUGCCUCGUCUGCCUCGCGCGUGGAUGCGGCACAUGAUGAACAUGGGCGUGUCAGCCCUGUUUCUCCUCGGCGUCUUGCAGCUGUACCGCGGCGUGGUGCACCUGCUGGGCGCGUCGCUCUUUACGUAUGCUGCCGUGUACUUCCGCCUCGGCGGAGCAAAGUACAUGCCGUGGAUCGUGUUUGUGGCGUGCAUGGCGCACAUGCUGUACACGCACUGUGUGCGUGAGCUCAACCAUGUGCCGCUGACGACGAUCGAAAUCUCGUCGAUGCACAUGGUCCUGGUGAUGAACCUGACGUCGUUCGCCUGGAGCUGCCGCGAUGGCCAGCUCGUCGCGAUCGACACACUCGACGAGGUGCAGAAGGCCGUGCGCAUCACGCAGAUGCCAUCCCUGCUCGCCUACUUGGGCUACUGCUUCUACUUUCCCGGCGUGCUCGUGGGUCCGUCGACGCGGUUCCGCGACUACGAGCUGUGGUCGACGGGCGAGCUGUACGCGCCAGCCACGCGGCCGCCGCGCGGCCGCUGGGCCGAGUCCCUGCGCGAGGUGGGCACGGCGCUCGUCUCGCUCGUCCUCAUGGUAGGCUUCUCGGAGCCGUUCAGCUACGACCGCCUGAUCCGCGCGGACGACGUGCUGCACACAUGGCCGCUGUGGCACCGCAUCCUCUUCGUGCAAGGCGCCGGCCUCGUCGCGCGCUUCCGCUUCUACGGCGUGUGGUCGCUGUCGAACGCCGCCUGCAUCCUGUCCGGUCUCGCGUACCACGGCAUCGAUCCAGCGACGCACCACGCGCGCUGGACGCGGUGCAAGAACGUCUUUGUCAUGCAGAUCGAACUCGCGCACAACUGGAAAGAGGUGCUCGAUGCGUGGAACGCCAACACCAACAUGUGGCUCCGCGAGGCCGUGUACAAGCGCCUCGCCGGGCAGCGCAAGCCAGGCUUCGGCAGCUUCAUGGGCACGUUCCUCGCCAGUGCGAUCUGGCACGGCAUCGCGCCGGGCUACUACCUCUCGUUCGUCACGGCCGCGCUCGGCCAGUGGCUCGCUCGCCGUCUGCGCAAGAGCGUGCGCCCUCUCUUUUACGCGGACGUACGCCGACCGGACCCGUCGUGGACCAACAUGUCCGAGUACACGCUCGCGCAGAUCGUGUAUGCCUGCGUGUCGAACAUCGUGACCAUGUCGUCCGUGUGCUAUGCAGUCAUCCCGUUCUUUGUGCUGACGCUACGUGGCUCGCUCCAGGCCUUCCAUGCCGUCGCGUGGCACUACCACAUCCUCAUCUUCGGCGGCCUCCUCGCCUUCCAGCUCGGCGCCGAUAAGCUCCUGCGCCCGUUCAGCAAGGUCAAGCGUUCAUAG